Messenger RNA from Acyrthosiphon pisum (pea aphid), 735 nucleotides. RefSeq names its product zinc finger BED domain-containing protein 5-like. NCBI's taxonomy places the organism in Eukaryota, Metazoa, Arthropoda, Insecta, Hemiptera, Aphididae. The record is from RefSeq and is a predicted model, not a curated record. The coding region runs from base 1 to 735 and encodes 244 amino acids. The transcript is spliced from 2 exons.
AUGUCUAGUCAGUACGGUGGACUUCAGGCUUUAAUUCGUCAAAAAGCUCCAGAAAUGAUAUGGACUCAUUGUCUUAUUCAUCGAGAGGCUUUAGCGUCACAAUAUAUAAGUUGCUCUUUAAAUUGUGUACUUGAAAUAGUUAUAAAAGUAGUCAACUAUGUAAAAAUAAGACCUGUUAAAGCAAGAUUUUUUCAAAAACUGUGUGAAGAAAUGGGUGCAGAACAUACAACAUUACUGUUUUACUGUAAAGAAACUCAUAUUCUGCAAUUAUACGAUAAGAUAGUGGCUUUUAUUAAAAAAAUCAAUAGCUCAUUGAGUUUAAAGACAAUAUUUUUAGAGCAUCUGACGAAUCUUGAAACUCAUUUCAUGAAAUAUUUCCCAGAAGAAAUGAAACAGUACUAUUGGAUUAAAGACCCGUUCACUGAAAAGCCACCAUCAAAUUUCACAACUACAGAAGAGGAACAAUUAAUCGACAUUUCAUCCGAUUCUUCACUACGAAUGCAAUUUUCUUCAUAUUCACUUUUAGGAUUUUGGAACAGUAUUAAAGCUUUACGUAUAUUAAUACCAUUUGCCACUUCGUAUUUAUGUGAAGCAGGAUUUUCAGUUGUAGCCGUAUUAAAAUCAAAAUAUCGGUCCAAACUCAAUGUGGAAAAAGAAAUGCGUGUUGCAGUAACUACAUUAAUUCCUAAUUUUGAAAAAUUAAUAAACGAAAAACAAGCACAUUGUUCGCAUUAA